GGGGGGUGGCGGCAGAUCCCGUAAGUCGGGCGGCCGCGUAGUCGCUGUAGCCUCCGCUGCCGCAGCCACAUUCAACAGGCAGCAGCGCCGUGGUCGCGCCGCCGAGGAGAGCGAGCAGCCCGCGGCGCCCGUCAGUUGUCCAGUCCACGGGCUUUGUCAGCAGGAGCGCGGCGCCGGUGCUGCCCGAGCCCGGCGACUCUGGCCUGCCGUCCCGUCGGUGCAGCGGACCCGGAGGAGUCUAGUUGUUGAUGGACUCGUGAAGUUAAGUUCUGGGCUCGCGCUUCCACUUCGCUGCGCCUUUCUCGCGGUUUCCGUCUGCUCGCGGCACCGACCUCGCCCCCAAUCUCGGACCAGCUCUUCGCGCCCCUCCCCCCUGGACCCCGAUCCUGCGCUCUACCCCUUCUUGGUUCUCCCUGGCUGGGGGAGGGGCGGGGGUCACCAUGGCCGAAGCGCCCCAGGUGGUGGAGAUUGAUCCGGACUUCGAGCCGCUACCGCGGCCACGUUCGUGCACCUGGCCGCUGCCCAGGCCGGAAUUUAGCCAGUCCAACUCGGCCACCUCCAGCCCGGCGCCGUCGGGCAGCGCGGCGGCGAGCUCCGACGCCGCCGCGGGCCUGCCCUCGGCGGCCGGUGUCAACGCCGACUUCAUGAGCAACCUGAGCCUGCUGGAGGAGAGCGGGGACUUCCAGCAGGCGCCUGGCUCUGUGGCGGCGGCCGCUGCGGCGGCCGCGGUGGCGGCGGCGGCCGCCGCAGCGGCUGCCACCGGGGGGCUGUGCGGGGACUUCCAGGGCCCGGAGGCGGGCUGCCUACACCCGGCGCCGCCGCAGCCCCCGCCUCCCGGGCCGCUGUCUCAGCACCCGCCUGUGCCCCCCGCAGCUGCCGGGCCGCUGGCUGGGCAGCCGCGCAAGAGCAGCUCGUCCCGGCGCAACGCGUGGGGCAACUUGUCCUACGCCGACCUCAUCACCAAGGCCAUCGAGAGCUCGGCCGAGAAGCGGCUCACGCUGUCGCAGAUCUACGAGUGGAUGGUCAAGAGUGUGCCCUACUUCAAGGAUAAGGGCGACAGCAACAGUUCGGCGGGCUGGAAGAAUUCAAUUCGUCAUAAUCUGUCCCUGCACAGCAAGUUCAUCCGUGUGCAAAAUGAAGGAACUGGAAAAAGUUCUUGGUGGAUGCUCAACCCAGAAGGAGGCAAGAGUGGAAAAUCCCCCAGGAGAAGAGCUGCAUCCAUGGACAACAACAGUAAAUUUUCCAAGAGCCGCGGCCGAGCCGCCAAGAAAAAAGCAUCCCUCCAGUCUGGUCCAGAGGGUGCCGGGGACAGCCCAGGGUCUCAAUUCUCCAAGUGGCCUGCCAGUCCUGGCUCUCACAGCAAUGACGACUUUGAUAACUGGAACACAUUUCGCCCUCGAACUAGCUCAAAUGCUAGUACUAUUAGUGGGAGACUUUCUCCCAUUAUGACCGAACAGGAUGAUCUUGGAGAUGGCGACGUGCAUUCAAUGGUGUACCCACCCUCUGCUGCAAAGAUGGCUUCUACUCUGCCCAGUCUGUCAGAGAUAAGCAAUCCCGAAAACAUGGAAAACCUUUUGGAUAAUCUCAACCUUCUGUCAUCACCACCGUCAUUAACUGUUUCAACCCAAUCUUCACCUGGUGCCAUGAUGCAACAGACACCAUGCUACUCCUUUGCACCGCCAAACACCAGCUUGAAUUCACCCAGUCCAAAUUACCAAAAAUAUACCUAUGGCCAAUCCAGCAUGAGCCCUUUGCCCCAGAUGUCAAUGCAAACACUUCAGGACAAUAAAUCGAGCUAUGGAGGUAUGAAUCAGUAUAAUUGUGCACCAGGACUCUUGAAGGAGUUACUUACUUCUGAUUCUCCUCCCCAUAAUGACAUUAUGGCGCCAGUUGAUCCUGGGGUGGCUCAACCUAACAGUAGGGUCCUGGGCCAGAAUGUGUUGAUGGGCCCUAAUCCGGUCAUGCCAAGCUAUGGCAGCCAGGCAUCUCAUAACAAAAUGAUGAAUCCCAGCUCCCAUUCCCACCCUGGACAUGCUCAGCCAACAUCUGUAGUUAAUGGGCGCGCCUUGCCCCAUGCAGUGAACACCAUGCCCCACACCUCAGGCAUGAACCGCCUGGCCCCAGUGAAGACAGCUUUACAAGUGCCUCUGCCUCACCCCAUGCAGAUGAACGCCCUUGGGGGCUACUCUUCCAUGAGCAGCUGCAACGGCUAUGGCAGGAUGGGCAUUCUCCACCAGGAGAAGCUCCCGAGUGACCUGGACGGCAUGUUUAUUGAGCGCUUGGACUGCGACAUGGAAUCCAUCAUUCGGAACGACCUCAUGGAUGGAGAUACUUUGGAUUUUAAUUUUGACAAUGUGUUGCCCAACCAAAGCUUCCCGCAUAGUGUCAAGACGACAACACAUAGCUGGGUGUCAGGCUAGGAGUGAGUUAUUGAGCAGGCUACACUUAAAAGUACUUCAGAUUGUCUGACAGCAAGAACUAAGAAGUCCAAAGAUGUCCUUCAUCCCAUCUUUUCAUUUUCUUGAUUAAAAAACACACACACCAAAAACCUUUUUUAUUUUAUUUUUCUUUCGUCAGACUUGGCAGCAAAGACACUUUUCCUGUACAGGAUGUUUGCCCAACGUUUGCAGGUUAUGUGCUGCUGUAGAUAAGGACUGUGCCAUUGGAAAUUUCAUUACAAUCAAGUGCCAAACUCACUACACCAUAUAACUGCAGAAAAGACUUUCGGAUCCUGGUGUGCUUUCAAGUUUUGUAUAUAAGCAGUAGCUACAGAAUUGUAUUUGUGUGUGUUUUGUUUUUUUAAGUAUAUCCAUUUGGUCCAAGGAAAGUUUAUACUCUUUUUGUAAUACUGUGAUGGUCUCCUGUCCUUGAUAAGUUAAACUUUUGUUUGUACUACCUGUGUUCUGCUGGACUGAUGAAUCACAGAGAAUCAAACUCUCCAUUCUGCACCUUCAUUGAACAGCUUUGAACCUGUUCAUUUUGCCACAUAAUUCCCAUGAGAACCAGUAAUCUGUCAUCAAUCUGCUGAAUUAAUGGACUUGUCAAACUCUUUUGGAAAAAAAAAAAAAAAGAGUAAA
This is a messenger RNA of Myotis daubentonii (Daubenton's bat), 3077 nucleotides long. It is a transcript of the gene FOXO1, whose product is annotated as forkhead box O1. The record is from RefSeq and is a predicted model, not a curated record. Lineage: Eukaryota; Metazoa; Chordata; Mammalia; Chiroptera; Vespertilionidae. Gene Ontology annotation, molecular function: DNA-binding transcription factor activity, RNA polymerase II-specific; RNA polymerase II cis-regulatory region sequence-specific DNA binding. Gene Ontology annotation, biological process: regulation of transcription by RNA polymerase II; insulin receptor signaling pathway. Gene Ontology annotation, cellular component: nucleus.